AUGACAGAGUCGUAUAACGAACAGAAAUGCGUGAUCAUUAGACUCCGCUCAAAGGAGUUCGAUAAUGGAAAGCCAGAUGUCAUUAUUGAGAUUUUCCAUGCCUUCUUGGAGUUUUUUGGCUACAGGAACAACGACGUUUUGCAGGACAAGCAUUUCGUUCAUUAUGAACUACCCCAAAUUCCUCCUAGGAGACACUUCUACGUUGUACUCGAUAUGAAUUAUAAGAAAGGCAUUCCUGACCUUGACUAUAUUCAAUUUGAAGUUUACAAAGCUAGUUGCAAACUCCUAAUUGACAUGUCGCAGUACCUUUGA
This is a messenger RNA of Penicillium vulpinum, 312 nucleotides long. RefSeq lists its product as uncharacterized. Bases 1 to 312 code for a protein of 103 amino acids. The transcript has 2 exons. The record is from RefSeq and is a predicted model, not a curated record. Lineage: Eukaryota; Fungi; Ascomycota; Eurotiomycetes; Eurotiales; Aspergillaceae.